AUGAAGUACAAUUUGAAAAUUACCCUUUACAUCAUUUUUGUAUUUUGGUAUGUGCACGUCGAAGAUCAUCAGAAGUGUGCGACUGUAAAUGCUAAAACUCCCAACUUAAGAAAAGGAUGGUCAAUAACAAAUGGAACCUUACACAAUGGGGGAAAUAAUAUGAAUGGAAAAUAUACUGAUUAUCUGAAUGACACAAUUCAAGGGAAUUCCGAAAUAGGUGCAACAGAGGAAGAAUUAUCCCAACAAUCUGAAGCAGAACCACUAGAUAUGGAAAAACAGGAAAAAAACGAUUCCUUCGCCUAUGGACAAGAUACUAACGAUAAGGACACAGAUGCAGAAAGAGCUAGUACUUCUUCCAGUGGACAAUCCCCCAGUCCUGUCGUCCAUCAACCCGAUAUCAGCCAUACUCCUGUUGGUGUUCAGGAUGCUUCUGUCAGUCCCGUUUCCUCCAGUCCCGACGUUACUGCUGUUGACGGUGAUGCCGAUCCCAGGAGUCCUCCCACAGAAGAACAUCCCGUUGCCGGUUCCACUCAAUCCCAAAUUCCUACUGCUGAAAGCGUAGAACAUGGUCAUGGCCCCUCCGUACACGUUGACACCGAGUCUGGUGUUCGAACGGUCAAAACCGACAAGGAUCAGAGUGCUCAUUCCAAGGGAACAGAGAGUACCGAACAAAAUAAUGAGAACAAAGAGAAUACUACCCCUAAGGAUAGUGUUGAUAAAGUAAUAGAAGAAGUUAGUAAUACACUACAGGAUACACGUAACACAGGUAAGUUUGAUCUGGGUGAUGCUGUCGCCAAUAGUAGGAAAGAUGAUCUCUCUACACCCAGUACACCUGAACCUAAACCUAAUCCAAACCCAGAUGCAGCAGUUUGCUCAGGAAGUUCCAGUGACAUAAAUCCCUAUGGAGUUUGUUUACCAGGCAUCACACAUAGUGGGUGUACUGAAUGGGGAAGUUCCAGUGACAUAAAUCCCUAUGGAGUUUGUUUACCAGGCAUCACACAUAGUGGGUGUACUGAAUGGGGUAGUGAGUCCUCUAGCGGAAAUAAUGGACAAAGUGUAGGAGAUAACGGUCAGACAAAUAAGCAAGCCAGUGAAACAGCCGAUGCAGGUAGUGAUACAAAGAGUGGUGUUCAAGACGUCAUCGCCAAUAGUAGGAAAGAUGAUCUCUCUACACCCAGUACACCUGAACCUAAACCUAAUCCAAACCCAGAUCCAGCAGGUUCCUCAGGAAGUUCCAGUGACAUAAAUCCCUAUGGAGUUUGUUUACCAGGCAUCACACAUAGUGGGUGUACUGAAUGGGGUAGUGAGUCCUCUAGCGCAAAUAACAAGGAGGUUGGCGAAGGUAAAGGCGAUGGACCCAAUGGUGGUGAUGGUGGCGACGGUCAUGCACAAGAGGGUACCAAUGGUGUUACUGAUGCUGCAAACGUAACAAAAGAGAGCGCAGAAAAAAUAAAAGAAGCCUUGAAACAAGCUACAGAUGUGAAUAGGGAAGCAGAUGCAGCUGUAAACGCAGCAAAAGAGAAUAAAGAGGAAGUAAUAAAACAAGAAAAAAUAGCAGUAGAAGCUCUGGAAAAAGCAAAAAAGGCAACCACAGUAGCGGGAGUAGCAAAAGAACAGGCGAAAAAAGCAGUCGAAUCAGCAGAAAAAUCAAAGGAGGAAACAGAAUUAGCGGAGGAAGCAGCAAAAGCUGCGAAGGAAGAAGGAAAGGAAGUAGAAAAAAAAGCACAAGAAGCAGUGGAAAACGCACAUGCAGCGCAAGCACAAUUAAAAAUAGCCGAAGAGGAAUUGGAGACAGCUAAGGGAGCCACAUCGAUGGAAACAUUUAUACAGGCUAAAACGAAAGCUUUUGCGGCGAUAGAAGAAGCAGUUAAGAAAGCCCAGGCAGCCGAAUCUGCAGCCAAUGAAGCAACAGACAAAGCAAAGAACGCGAAAAAAGCUGCGGAGGAGGCACAAAAAAUAGCAGAAGAAUCGGCCAUAAAGAAAAAACACAAAAUUAUAGAAAUUGUGGAAAAGUACUCCGAAGAAGGUCACAAUGAAGUCGAUAAUGACGAACAGGUUCUGAGCGAAAUUGAGGAACAGGGAAACGAAGAAAAAGACCAAGGGGAGGAAGAAGAGGAACAGGAAGAUGAAGAAGUGAACGAUACAUCAUCUGAAAAGGAAGAAGAAUAUGACGACAUCGACAUUGAGGACGAGGAGGAAGAAGAAGAAGAAAUUGAAGAACAGGAACAAGACGAAGAAGAGGAAGCAGGGGAAGACAAAGGAGAAGAGACGGAAAAAGCAGAGUCAGACGACGGAGAAGCUGGCGAAGGAGAGACGAACAUAGAAGAGACGAACACAGAAGAGACGAACACAGAAGAGACGAACACAGGAGGCACGAACACAGGAGGCACGAACACAGAAGAGACGAACACAGGAGGCACGAACACAGAAGAGGAGAAAGAAGAAGAGGAGAACGCAGAAGAGGAGAACGCAGAAGAGGCGAACACAGGAGGCACGAACACAGAAGAGACGAACACAGGAGACACGAACACAGAAGAGACGAACACAGGAGACACGAACAAAGGAGAGGUAGAAGAGCAAAAACAAGAAGGAAAGAAAAAGGCAGAUAACCCGCCCCCUAGUGACACUGCGCCUCAAGCCAAAAAUCAAAUGGGUGUACUGAAUGGGGUAGUGAGUCCUCUAGCGGAAAUAAUGGACAAAGUGUAG
Plasmodium fragile is the source of this 2706-nucleotide messenger RNA. RefSeq lists its product as uncharacterized. Bases 1 to 2706 code for a protein of 901 amino acids. The transcript has 4 exons. Lineage: Eukaryota; Apicomplexa; Aconoidasida; Haemosporida; Plasmodiidae. The record is from RefSeq and is a predicted model, not a curated record.